AUGUUCCAUAAUUGUCAUAUCAAAGAUAAAGAUAGCAUCCCAUUCGAGCACAACUACAAUUUGAAUAUAUGUCCUCCAGAACUCCCAAAAGAUUUUGGAUUAGAAGUUUUAAACAAAGAAUUUUUGAUAGAAAAAUCUUUAAGUGUGAAAACAGUCCAGGAACUUGUAGACUUAUAUACAAAAGCAAUUGAGCACUACAGCUACAAACAAAAUCCUUUAUCGCAUUACUUUCAAAGCAAGCUAAAACAACUGUUAAGCAGAUUUGAUGUGAUACAGAUCAUGAAUAACCAUUCAGAAAACAUCUCUCGGCAGUUCAAAAAACCUAUUCCAAAGAAAAAGCACGAUACCCCCAAGAAGUGCAUAGUAGAAAAAGUCCCUGAAGUUGUAAUCCAACCCCCCACAAAGCUUGAGAGAACCUCUACAAGAAUAAUUUCUCAAUCAGACAAUCGAAUCAAAGACACUGUUCCAAAAAUCCUCAAAAACUGUCGUUCUCAAGAAGACGACUUGAAUUUCCGACUCCUAAACCGAAAAAGACAAAAAAUCAGUCAAGGCUUGAAAAAACUGCAGUUAUCCUCUUCUUUCACAAAUGAAACCUGCUCUUCAGAGCAUCUUUCUAUUUCUUUUGACUAUGGAAGAUUCACAGAUAGGCUUGAACAAACAUUAGAAGAAAUCAUGGAACGCAACUGGUACUUAAUUAAAAAAACUGAUAGGCAUUUUAUCCAUUUUUUAUUAUAAAUUCCAUUUUUAUUUAAUAAAAAAUAUUAAAAAAAAAAACUUUUUCGCUAGCCUGUGCAACUGUUCAGCCAAAAUCUCAAGAAUUACAGAAAUCCAAGUCAAUUAUAACAGCCUCAUCAGAGAAAUUGAAGAUUCUGACUUCCCAGACCACCAAAAAAUAGCAGAUUUAAAAGAAAAAAUGCAAAAUGAGAUCUCUCGUGCUGAAAAAUCUUUUAAAACCUCCCUCAAAGAAGAGCUAAAUUUUUAUAAGCAGACCUUCCUAUAA
Molecule: messenger RNA, 1000 nt
Organism: Blepharisma stoltei
Lineage: Eukaryota; Ciliophora; Heterotrichea; Heterotrichida; Blepharismidae
Source: the annotation of a GenBank genome assembly